UGAAUUCAAGAAUCAAUUCCGUGUAACUUGUUUCAAUCCUGGAUUUAUUCCAGAAACAAGUUUGACAAGAAAUAUUGAUCCUGAAAGAAAAAAGGGAAUGAUUGAACAUGCAAAGGAUUUGAGAAGAGAAUUAUCUGUUUCUGGUGGCGAUUUAGCAAAAUUGGUGAAUCCAAACGAAACUGGAAUAAUCUCUGGAUCUUAUUAUGAUGGAAAGGAAAAGAAAAAUUCCUCUGACGAAUCCUACGAAGUGGAAAAACAAGUUGAAUUGUGGGAAUCUAGUAAGAACCUCAUCAAGAAGGAUUCUGAAUUUUUCUUGUAA
Molecule: messenger RNA, 319 nt
Organism: Naegleria gruberi
Lineage: Eukaryota; Heterolobosea; Eutetramitea; Acrasida; Naegleriidae
Exons: 2
Source: RefSeq, a predicted model, not a curated record